GAAGAAGAAGAAGAGAGGAAUUUAGUGAGAGAUGGUGGUGAGGAAAGUGGGGAAGUAUGAGGUGGGAAGGACGAUCGGAGAAGGAACAUUCGCCAAAGUCAAGUUCGCUCAGAACACCGAGACUGGCGAGAGUGUCGCCAUGAAAAUCCUCGAUCGAAGCACCAUUAUCAGGCACAAGAUGGUCGAACAGAUUAAGAGGGAGAUAUCCAUAAUGAAGCUUGUCAGACAUCCUUAUGUUGUCCGUCUACACGAGGUUAUAGCAAGCCGGACAAAGAUCUACAUAAUCUUAGAAUUCAUCACAGGUGGCGAGUUAUUUGAUAAAAUAGUUCACCAUGGACGACUUAGUGAAGCUGAAGCUCGUAGAUACUUCCAACAGCUGAUCGAUGGUGUGGAUUAUUGCCACAGUAAAGGAGUAUACCACAGAGAUUUGAAGCCUGAAAAUCUUUUGCUAGAUUCCCAAGGAAAUCUGAAAAUUUCAGAUUUUGGACUUAGUGCAUUACCUGAACAAGGAGUCAGCCUUCUUCGGACAACUUGUGGAACUCCUAACUAUGUUGCACCUGAGGUUCUUAGUCACAAGGGUUAUGAUGGUGCUGUGGCAGAUGUUUGGUCAUGUGGGGUCAUCCUUUAUGUGCUGAUGGCAGGUUAUCUCCCGUUUGAUGAGGUUGAUCUCACCACGCUGUAUGGAAAGAUUGAGACAGCAGAGUUUUCAUGUCCAUCUUGGUUUCCAGUUGGAGCAAAAUCUUUGAUUAAUCAAAUUCUAGACCCAAACCCUGGGACACGUAUUCGGAUUGAGGAGAUUAGGAAUGAUGAGUGGUUUAAAAGAGGUUAUGAUCCUGUCAGACUUCUUGAAAAUGAAGAUGUUAACCUAGAUGAUGUGAAUGCUGCUUUUGAUGAUCCUGAGGAAGAACAAGCUAAUGAGAGCAGGAGUGAGGAUGUGGGGCCUCUUGUUCUUAAUGCAUUCGACCUAAUUAUUCUCUCUCAAGGCUUGAACCUUUCAUCAAUAUUUGACCGUGGGCAGGAUUCUGUGAAGCAUCAAACACGCUUUGUUUCCCAGAAAUCAGCGAACGUUGUUUUAUCGAGUAUGGAAGUAGUUGCACAAUCAAUGGGUUUCAAGACACAUAUUCGUAAUUAUAAGAUGAGGGUGGAGGGUCUCUCAGCCAAUAAGACAUCUCACUUCUCGAUAAUUCUGGAAGUGUUUCAAGUUGCCCCCACAUUUUUGAUGGUAGAUAUUCAGAAAGCAGCUGGAGAUGCUAGUGAAUAUCUCAAGUUUUACAAGAACUUUUGUGGCAAUCUUGAGGAUAUCAUAUGGAAGCCACCCAGUGAAUCCCAUAAAUCAAGGAUUACAAAGACCAAUGGUAAAAAGCGUUGAAUUUCCACCUUCUAGCAUUAUCUACUCAAGUUGUGUUCUAUACCAUGUUGACCUGCGUAUUUCGAGAUUACUUGUCAUAUGCCACAAUCUUAAUCGGUUUCCAUAUAGUUUACCAAACCCCUAUACUUUUUUUCCUUUUUUUCCCCAACCUCUAAUCCCAUUAGAUAGCUAUGUUUCUCCGGCAGAGGUUGGUGAAAAAGAUUCCCAGUUUUGUAUGAUUACUGUAAAUCUCUUUAUAUGUAGAUGUGUCUUUUGUCACACUCUAAUUCCAUUUUGUGGGCUAGUGAUGUACAAUCCGACUCCCUUGCCCAUUCAACUUCUUGAAGG
Messenger RNA from Ilex paraguariensis (yerba mate), 1696 nucleotides. The record is from the annotation of a GenBank genome assembly. Lineage: Eukaryota; Viridiplantae; Streptophyta; Magnoliopsida; Aquifoliales; Aquifoliaceae.